Messenger RNA from Priapulus caudatus, 822 nucleotides. Its product is annotated as growth hormone secretagogue receptor type 1-like. Lineage: Eukaryota; Metazoa; Priapulida; Priapulimorpha; Priapulimorphida; Priapulidae. The transcript is spliced from 3 exons. The record is from RefSeq and is a predicted model, not a curated record. Gene Ontology annotation, cellular component: plasma membrane. Gene Ontology annotation, molecular function: G protein-coupled receptor activity. Gene Ontology annotation, biological process: G protein-coupled receptor signaling pathway.
AUGUACAAGUCGUCGCCCUCAGCUCCGCCAGGUUUUGUCCUCGUAUACUACCUAGCGGCUCUGGCGACGGCCGACAGCGGGUUCCUGCUCAUACUGUUCGUCGUCUGGCUGAACAGCCUCGACGUCGGCUGGUAGGACCGCGACGACGGCUGCAAGUUCGUCGUCUACUGCACGCUCGUCUGCAGCUUCCUGUCCGUCUGGUUCGUCGUCGCCUUCACCGUCGAGCGCUUCAUCGCCGUCUGCUACCCGCUGCACCGGCCGACGAUGUGCACGACCCGACGCGCCAACAUGACGAUAGCGGGCCUCGUCGCCACGGCCCUCGUCGUCUACAGCUACGCGUUCGUCGUUGCUGGCAUCGUGGACGUUGAUGGCGACGCCGACGGAGGCUACCCGCCGCAGUGUCUGCUGUACGAGCGCUACCUGCCGGCGAUGACCGUGCUGAAUAACGUUGACACGAUCCGCAUCAAGAAGAUGCUGCUCUUUGUCUUGACGGUCUUCAUUACCCUGAACCUGCCGAGCCACGCCGUCCGCCUGCACGUGUUCGUCGUGCACCUGCUAGAUGCAGGGUUCGUGCCCACAGAGCGGCUGGAGGUCGCUCAGCAGUACGCUCAGCUCGUCUACUACACCAACUUCUCCAUCAACUUCUUCCUGUACAGCCUCGCGGGCGCCAACUUUCGCAAGGCGCUGCGUCGGCUGCCAUCGACGCUGUGCCGACGUGCGGGCGUCGGCGCCGACGACGCGCCGCUGCCGGUAGCCGUCGUUCACUUCCCGAUACGGACGCGAAGUCGCGAGAGUGACUCGGCGAACUCUCACUCGCUGUGA